Messenger RNA from Cryptosporidium ubiquitum, 351 nucleotides. RefSeq lists its product as uncharacterized. The coding region runs from base 1 to 351 and encodes 116 amino acids. The record is from RefSeq and is a predicted model, not a curated record. NCBI's taxonomy places the organism in Eukaryota, Apicomplexa, Conoidasida, Eucoccidiorida, Cryptosporidiidae. The transcript has a single exon.
AUGGGGAAUGGAAAAUCAAAAGGGAAUUGUCCCAAAGAAAUUAAUUCUGAAAUUGAAAAUAACAAAAGCAAGAUUAAACCAAAUAUUUCGGUAAGCUCGAAAAAUUCUGUAAAAAAAAAUUCAAGUAUUAGAAAAAACAGCUCAUCAGAAUCGGAAGAGUUCAGCAAUAACGAAAGCUUCAGCUUGAUAGUAAAACACAAAACUCAAAAUUCCAAUAUGAAAAAAAGGUUAAUUAAUCCAAAUAAUAAUUCAAAAAGUGGAAAUAACGAACUAGAUUGGGACACAAUUAUUAGGAAUAUUGAUACAGAUGUAAUAGAAGGAAUGGUAAUCAUUGAAGAUUCAAAUGAGUAA